Aspergillus bombycis is the source of this 750-nucleotide messenger RNA. Its product is annotated as isopenicillin N synthase family dioxygenase. Gene Ontology annotation, molecular function: dioxygenase activity. The record is from RefSeq and is a predicted model, not a curated record. The transcript has 3 exons. NCBI's taxonomy places the organism in Eukaryota, Fungi, Ascomycota, Eurotiomycetes, Eurotiales, Aspergillaceae. Bases 1 to 750 code for a protein of 249 amino acids.
AUGAAGAUUGAUUUUAGUGCCUCAAAGGUUUCAGCUGGUUACCACGGAGUGGGGAGCACACAGGUCAAUCAUCUCAAGGAGACUUUCUCCAUGAGAUACGACCCAAGAAUUGAUCCAACUUGCACCGACCCUGACAGCGCUUUGGAACAAGAAUACAACUCUCGCGACGAUGGUGACUAUGUCUGGAAAGAAACUAGCCAUCUUCCAGGGUUUCGGGAAGUGACUGUGUUCUUCUGGCAGAGUCGGUUGGCAUUAGCCCGAAAAUUGGUCCGCAUUUUUGCUCUCGCGCUCGGCGAACGAGAAGACUACUUUGAUGAUGUUACCACUCAUCCGGGUGCAGAUGCACUCUAUAUCCACUAUCCGGGAAUACCAGGUGUCACAGCGGACUCGGAUAUUGACGUUGGCAUUGGAUCCCACACCGACAUCCAAUGUUUCACCCUGCUCUGGCAGGACAACUCCGGUGGCUUGCAGGUAUUAUCAGCCCAGGAUGAGUGGCUUGACGCCCACCCAAUUGAAGGAACACUGGUAGUCAACAUUGGGGACUUCCUUCAACGCCUCUCAAACAAUAGGUUUAAAUCUACGGUCCACAGGGUAUAUAACCGUCAGCCGGACUCGCGCUAUUCAAUGCCAUUUUUCUUUGGGUUCAACCCCGAGGCGGUCUGUAAGGUUGUUCCAUCCUGCGUGGAUGAUGAGCAUCCACCUCUAUACGAGCCAAUUUCAUGCGGCGAAGGUGCGAUUGGCACGUUCUAG